This is a messenger RNA of Closterium sp. NIES-65, 954 nucleotides long. NCBI's taxonomy places the organism in Eukaryota, Viridiplantae, Streptophyta, Zygnematophyceae, Desmidiales, Closteriaceae. The record is from the annotation of a GenBank genome assembly.
AUGACCGCGGGUGGCGGGCCCGGCGGACUCUCCGCGCCUCUCGCUUCCGCCAAGGUGCGGUGGCGCGAGGAGCGCGCGCUGGAGGGGCACGAGGGAGCGGUGCUAGCGGUGCGGUACAACCCGGACGGGCGUUACUGCCUGACGUGCGGAAAGGACCGCACGGUGCGGCUAUGGAACCCCGCCACGGGGCUGAUGAUCAAGAGCUACGUGGGGCACGGCCGCGAGGUGCGCGACGUCGCCGUCACCAGUGACAACGCGCGGCUGGCGUCGGGGGGCGCGGAGAGGGGCGUGUUGCUGUGGGACGUGGCGGCAGGGCGAGUGAUGCGGCGCUUCAAAGGCCACGACAACCAGGUGAACGCAGUGGCGUUCAACGAGUACGACAGCGUGGUGGUAUCAGGCGGGUACGACCGCAGUGUGCGGGUGUGGGACUGUCGGUCGCACAGUGUGGACGCCAUUCAGACCAUGGACCCGUUCUCCGAUGCCGUCACCUCGCUGCUGCUCUCCGCGCACUGCAUCGUGGCCGCCAGCAUUGACGGCAGCAUCGCCACGUUUGAUAUCCGCAGAGGCAGAUUGCAGGUGGACGAGCUAGGGAGAGAGCACCCUAUCAACUGCAUCGCCAUGUCGCACGACGCCAACUGCCUGCUGGCCGCCAGCCUGCACAGCACGCUCAGACUGCUCGACAGGCAAAGCGGAGAGAUUCUGAACGAGUACCGAGGCCAUGUGAACGAGCACUACAAGCUGGAAGCAGGGUUAACGCGGGACGACGCAUACGUGGUGUGUGGAUCAGAGGAUGGGCGGCUAGUGGCAUGGGAUCUGGUGGAGGGGUCAGUGGCGGGGCAGCAGCAGGGCGCGCACAAGGGCGUGGUCACGGGGAUUGCUUUCCAUCCCUCUGACAAGCAGAUGCUUUCGUGCUCUGCUGAUGGGUCUGUGCGCGUCUGGGAUUUGCAGCAUUGA